CGGCGUCUGCGACUAGUCAUAGUAUUGACCAUGCGUCGAACGAGUCACAGUAGUACAAGACCAUUACGUGGAGUGACGGAUCAUAAUAAGUCGGAAUUUUUCAUGUGCCGUUUUGACACGGACCAAAAGUACUAGCACUCACCAAGCGCUCUUGGCGUCUUGAGUCCCGUAAAUCGAGUAGACAAGCGGUGCCGGCUCCAAGUCUCUAACUGUCCCGCAAGCCAUUCAUGUGCCUCGACAGUCAGCUCCAAGAACUCCAGCUUAUCCAACACUCCCUCCUUCCAGGUGAAUCAUUCUCCUUCGCCCUCCCUCCUGAAGAUUCUAGAAUAUGGUCCUCGCUACUCCACUCCUUCAACACUAGUACUGCUACAACUCUCUCAUCUCUGCCCAACCCAGUUCCACAAGUCAAGUUCCAAGUGAAGACUACGGACGCACGGAUCUUCUUCGAGGUACAAUUUCCAGAGCGAUAUCCGGAGGAUUCGGAUGUCGACACCGCACAGGUUCCCUUCAUCUCGGUCAACGGGGAGGGCAUAUCCAGAGAUGAGCAUUACCGCUGGCGGGCCUUUGUUCAGGAGAAAUCAGCCGAGGUGCAAGGAGAUGAUUUUCCGAUCUACCAAUUGCUAUGCAUGCACUUGCUGCCGAAACUACAUGAAGACGGAUAUAGUGUUGAUACAGCAGGAACUAUGGAUAUCAUAGAACAACAGUGCACCAACCGUCUCCCAGAGACAGCAGACUACCACGCACUCCUGACGUCUCAUCACCUCGUGUCCCCAACAAAACGGCGGUCAUUACAGCGAUGGUCCUCUGAACUUUCGAUAUCUGGCUUCGCCAAAGUUGGCUACCCGGGCGUCAUUUAUGCACAGGGCACACAGGAAAAUAUACAAGAAUUCGUUGCCAACGUCAAAUCUAUGCAGUGGCUGGCGCUAAGGGUGCGGUUUGUGGAACCCAUAGAUCUGGCCAACGAUGAGCAUCAUCAGGGUUGGACUGAGUUCCAGAAGGUCGGAGAAGUUGUGGAAGAGAUGAAAAGACGCGGCAGGGACAAAUAUAUCACAGAGAUGGGCAUCGGAAGUUCGGCUUUACAAUGAAUCACCAUGCUCUGCACGGGUGGAAGGCAUCUCCGUCACGGUAAUUCAGCAGGCGCUAUUACUAAGGGUAUACAUAAGGCAUGAAGGCGAAGUAACAUGCUCCGGUGGUCAGGUACAUUUGCUGUCACAAUGGUACAGCAUACGGCGGAGGCUCAUGUAGUCGAGAGCUGAGCAGAUCUGCAAAAGAUACUCCGCCAUCUCCUUGUUGGUGUUCAUGUGCCCAUCAGU
This is a messenger RNA of Suillus plorans, 1313 nucleotides long. RefSeq lists its product as uncharacterized. The transcript has 4 exons. The record is from RefSeq and is a predicted model, not a curated record. NCBI's taxonomy places the organism in Eukaryota, Fungi, Basidiomycota, Agaricomycetes, Boletales, Suillaceae. The coding region runs from base 228 to 1085 and encodes 285 amino acids.